UGGCGGGGCGGAGGGACACGGGCUGUAAUGCGGCCCGGGAGGGGGUAGGCGGUAUAGAUAGCGGCCCCUCCUCGCCGCCCCCUCACUCCGCCUCUCUCCGCACACGCAGACUCCGGACCCGAGCGCCGCGCGCCAUGGCUCUCUAGCCCUGCCCGACCCCGGACCAGCGAGCGCCGCGCCGCGCCGCCCCGCCGCCGCCGCCAUGGAGUCUUCCUGCUCUGCCCCCAUCUCCUUACCUGCCACCAUUCUUGCCAGCAGGAAUCGCGGCCCCCGCCCGCCACGCUCUGGCCCCUUGCCCUAUUGUGCUGUGGCCUGCGUGAACCCGCACCUGCCCCACCAUGUCAAUGCUGGCAGCGCUGACCCUGGACCUGGAGAAGACUCCGCUCCCAGCUAGUGCCCUCUCCUGGAGGGCCGAGUUCCUCAAGAUCCCUGGCCACUAUGAGCCCAUGCCAGGGGCCACGGAUGGGUGCUAUGCCCAUGGCACAGAGGCAAUGAUGCUGGCAGGCGAUGGCUUCUCAGACUGGAUGACGGAGAGGGUGGACUUCUCCUCUCUCCUGAUGGAGUCAGGGGACCCAUCGCUACCCUCACCCCCGCUGCCCGACCUGGAGGCCAUGGCCUCCCUCCUGAAGAAAGAGCUGGAGCAGAUGGAGGACUACUUCCUGGAGGAGUCACUGUCCCCCGGACUGGGCCUGGACCAGGUAGCCCCAAGCACACCACCUUCGCACCAGCCUGCCUUCCACUUCCCCUUCGGGGAUGGGAGUGGGCCAGCAGGGUCCUUCCCACCCUUCAGCUCUGAUAACCCCAUGCCACUGCAGACCCUGGAUUCGGGAUGCCUGGAGCUCCUCAGCCUGUAUGGGGCAGGGGUGCCUGGGGAGUGCCCUGGCCAGGGCCUGCAGGAGGAGUGUGCCAGUAGCCCAGCAGCCAAGCGCAGCAGGCCAAGCCCCUUGGAGCAGCCAGCAGCCCCCUGUGGGCCAGCCCUGCCCCAGCAAAAAGGGGACCGUAAGCAAAAGAAGCGGGACCAGAACAAGACAGCAGCACUGCGGUACCGCCAGCGGAAGCGGGCUGAGUACGAGGCACUGGAUGAUGAGUGCCAGGGCCUGGAGGCCAGGAACCGUGAGCUCAAGGAGAAGGCAGACUCCAUUGAGCGAGAGAUCCAGUAUGUCAAAGACCUGCUCAUUGAGGUCUACAAGGCUCGGAGCCAGAGGCUCCGUGCCAGCUAGGGCAAGGGCCAGCUAGCCCAAACUCCACCCCAGGUCUAGAGCAUGACAUGCAAGUCAGUGGGGGUGGGGCUCUCGCAGAUGCAGAGCUUCAGGCCUGGUGCACAAUACGCCCUAAUGCAGUAGAGGGGGGUUCAGGGGAUAGUGAGCUAGACAAUGCUCUGUCUGGGUUAGGGAAGCAGUGUCUAGACAUGUGGGGAAGUCUGGGUGACACUGACCUGGGAGGGGGACCAGGCUGCCAGGCAUGUCAGCUCUCCAAGCACCAGCAUUGCCUGUGCCAGCCUACCCUGCCUUGAGAGAGGGAUGUUGGGGGAGUGGGGCUGGAGCCGAACAAUGGCAGGAGCAGGGUGCUGCUGUGGCAGAGAAGGGAUGUGUAAGAAAGGUGUGGGAGGGUGCUGGAGGGGUACAGUGAGGGUGCAUGAGACAGGCAGAGUUAUGUACAAAAACAUUUGUAUAGACUUUUUUGUAGCUUCCUUUAUAGAGCAUAAAAGCCAAUAAAGGCUGUUCCUGCCUUCA
Chelonia mydas (Green sea turtle) is the source of this 1733-nucleotide messenger RNA. It is a transcript of the gene ATF5, whose product is annotated as activating transcription factor 5. Gene Ontology annotation, molecular function: RNA polymerase II transcription regulatory region sequence-specific DNA binding; DNA-binding transcription activator activity, RNA polymerase II-specific. Gene Ontology annotation, biological process: regulation of transcription by RNA polymerase II. The record is from RefSeq and is a predicted model, not a curated record. The transcript is spliced from 3 exons. NCBI's taxonomy places the organism in Eukaryota, Metazoa, Chordata, Testudines, Cheloniidae. The coding region runs from base 339 to 1220 and encodes 293 amino acids. Gene Ontology annotation, cellular component: nucleus.